Theileria annulata is the source of this 720-nucleotide messenger RNA. RefSeq names its product proteasome subunit alpha type 1, putative. Lineage: Eukaryota; Apicomplexa; Aconoidasida; Piroplasmida; Theileriidae. The record is from RefSeq and is a predicted model, not a curated record. The transcript has 5 exons. Gene Ontology annotation, cellular component: proteasome core complex, alpha-subunit complex; proteasome core complex. Gene Ontology annotation, biological process: ubiquitin-dependent protein catabolic process. Bases 1 to 720 code for a protein of 239 amino acids.
AUGUAUAGAAACCAAUAUGACACUGAUUGUAUUACUUGGUCUCCACAAGGUCGUUUAUUCCAGGUGGAAUAUGCUAUGGAAUCUGUUAAACAAGGUACUUGUUGUGUAGGCAUAAAAUCUAAUACACAUUUGGUUUUAUGUGCUCUUAAACGUAAGAUAUCGAAAUUAGCUCAAGUUCAAGAUAAGCUUUAUAAGGUUGGUGAAUACAUUGGUGUUGCUAUGUCUGGUAUAACAUCUGAUGCUAAGAUGAUUAUUUCCUAUAUGAGGAAUGAAUGUUUGAGUAAUAGAUUUUUAUACGGAUGUGACAUUACUGCUUCUCAACUUGUGUCUCUGGUUUCCGAAAAAUCGCAGGCCAACACUCAAGUUUCUUCUAAAAGACCUUUUGGAGUUGGUCUUUUGGUUGCUGGUUAUGAUGAAACUACUGGUUUACACUUGUUUGAAACUUGUCCUUCUGGAAAUGUAGUUGAAUUCAAUGCUACUGCUUUUGGUGCUAGAUGUCAAUCUGCAAAAACAUAUCUAGAAAGGAAGAUUGUAAACUUCUCAGAAUCUGACUUGAAUGGACUCAUUUAUCAUGCUAUAAAGGCUUUGAAGACUACAAUACCUAAUGAUGGAGAAUUUGAUGUUGAUGUCAUCUCAGUAGGUGUUGUUGGUAAGGGAACUCCAUGGAAGAUUUUAGAUUCUAACUUUGUUCAAACUUUUGUAGAUAAGGUACUAACCUGA